Drosophila erecta is the source of this 2480-nucleotide messenger RNA. RefSeq names its product zinc transporter 8 (gene ZnT41F). NCBI's taxonomy places the organism in Eukaryota, Metazoa, Arthropoda, Insecta, Diptera, Drosophilidae. Gene Ontology annotation, biological process: zinc ion transmembrane transport; response to zinc ion. The record is from RefSeq and is a predicted model, not a curated record. The coding region runs from base 770 to 2245 and encodes 491 amino acids. Gene Ontology annotation, molecular function: zinc ion transmembrane transporter activity. The transcript has 11 exons. Gene Ontology annotation, cellular component: plasma membrane.
AGCCAACUGAGAAGGCGACGCCGCCACCGCUGUUAGUUGAACUUCACGCGUCGCCGGGAGUGCCGGGAAGUGAACAAUCGCUGACGAUCAGAAAUCUAAAAUAAUUACAGCGAGUAGGGCCGUGUAGAGAGCAGAAACGGGCAAUGUAAAUUCCCCCACCAAACGCUAGCUGAUAGUGCACGGCAGCGGAACAGUGUAGUCCCGCAACUGAGAAUUUUGUACGUGUAUAUCUUCUGUUUUCAAGGUCCGUGAAAAGCGCAUAUGGCUGGGAACUAGAAGAUUUACAAAAUGCGAUUCGACUCAAAAACUUAAAAUGUCAAUGUUUUGAAAAGUUUCAAAUAAAAUUGCUUGAAAUAGCACUAUUUAACGCAGUUAAACUCAACUGAGCCCAGCGCCAGUUUUUCAGUGUAAUAUAUGAGGGAGAGUAACCCUACAACUACAACGAACGGGCGCUUCGCUUUGAUAUCUCGGAACGUACAUCCAUACAAAUGUAUGUAUAUAGCUAUGUGCAACAUCAGCAGCUGAGUAGAAAGAUAUGUGAGAAAGAGAGCCGCUGUCGAAAACAUUACGCAUUGCCAAAGUCAAACCUGCUGAUAAGCACUAACACAUCAGCAAAACAUGAAAGCAAUUCCAUUGCCUAUUAUUCAGCUGCUUAGUACCAGAAUUCUGAAAAUUUGUGGUGUUUUGUUAUGUGUUUACUCAAUGCAGCUCACGCACGAGGAUCAACUGAAAUAAUAAUAGUAUAGUUUACCAAUUGACACCAAAUACCAUGUCAAAAUAUCAAAAGCUUGACAAUGCAUUCUUACCCAACUCUCACGAUGACGACUCUGAAGGGGGUUUCCCGGCUUAUUUUGAUGAUAAUCAUCAAAAUACGGACCUGCAACAGGAUCCAGGUAUUAGAAAUGAUCGGCUGCCAGAUUACGAAGACAGAUAUUACAAAGUAUACAACAACGUGGAUAGGGAGGUGGUGAUAAUUGGGUCAAAUGUCGUCCGAGUUCCACAGGAGCAAACCUGGGAGGUGCCACUGUUGGGCGACUGUGGCGACGGUGCGAGGAACCAGAACUCGGAAACGGAGAUUGAUAUGCAGCAUGAGUGCUGCAAUCAUCAACCAGGGUUCGGGGCCAACCCAAAAAGCAAAUCUGCACAGGAGGCCAAAUAUAAAAUUAUGCUCGCAGUUUCCCUGUGUUGUGUAUUUAUGAUCAUUGAAUUUCUUGGCGGCUAUAUAGCCGGAAGUCUGGCCAUAAUGACGGAUGCCGCCCAUUUGGCAUCUGAUUGCAUUAGUUUCGUCAUCGGUCUAGUCGCCAUAUGGAUAGGGAGUCGCCCGCCCGACGAGCGUAUGUCCUUUGGGUACAAACGCUUUGAGGUUAUCGGAGCUGUGGCAUCUAUCUUGGGAAUCUGGUUCGUAACUUUCCUGCUUGUGGUUGUGGCUAUUCAGAGGAUCUACUCCCAGGACUUUGAACUAAAUGCCGAUAUGAUGAUGCUCAUUUCAGGCAUUGGCAUUGCCAUAAAUAUCGUAAUGAUGUUUGUUUUGCAUGGAUCCUGGUUCGUCAGCGGGAAUGGACAUGGCCACAGUCACAGCCAUAGUCACGGAAACGGACAUGAGCCAAAUAAUUGUCCAUCACAAACACGUUCCAACUCCUACAUGCUUACGGCGAGCGGAAGUCAAAGCUCUUUAACAGCGGAAGAGGAACAUUCAAUAAGUAAAGAAAUAAAUUCAAACGAGCAUACGAUUUUUAGUACAAAUGGGGAAAAAGCACAUCAGGCUGGGACUUCAAACAUGCAGCUGGCGCACGAGGAGAAAAACCUAAACCUGCGUGCCGCAAUGAUUCAUGUGAUUGGAGACCUAGUGCAGAGCAUUGGCGUUUUUUUGGCCGCCGUCCUAAUUAAAGUUUAUCCAGGUGCCAAAUAUGCUGAUCCACUGUGUACUCUCAUUUUUUCAAUUAUUGUAUUAAUGACUACCCUGCGUCUGUUUCGGGAGUCUAUGGGCAUCAUCGUGAAUGCAGUUCCACAAAACCUUAAUAUGCGCACCCUGUAUUUGGAGCUGGGCAGCCUCGAAGGUGUCAGAUCUGUGCACCACCUAAACGUGUGGCAACAAACCACCCAGCAAAGGGUUCUGAUGGUGCAUCUCGUUACAGACUCUCGAGCUGACGGCAAUGUAGUACUGCAGACGGCCACGAAGCUCGUCUCUGGCCCAAAAUAUAACGUCAAGCAUGCAACUAUUCAAAUAGAACCUAAAACUGAGUAGUCGUUAUUAAUGCAAUUAACUUCUGAUCCACAAAAGAAUCGAAGCCAUUUAGCCGUUUUAUCAAACCAUGUUUUUUUACUUUGUAUUUAUUGCUUAUAGAUUGCUUGUGUAUAAUAGCAUUUAUUGUUAAGCAUUCAGUGAAAUUACCCCAAAGAAAGUAUUUUAUUUGACUUUUAGAAUUAAUUUAUUCGAUCUGAACCGAAACGCACCAAAUACACUUUAGAAAAGAAUUUAA